CCCUCUCUCCCGCAGCCCCAGGAGGAGCAGCAGCAGCAGCAGCGGCGGCGGCAGGAGCAGCGCGGAAUCGCAGUGGGACAAGCAGCGAGACGGGCAUGGGGACGGCGCUGGCAGCGCGGCUCGGCCUGGGGCUCCUGCUCCUAGCUCUCCUCCUACCCACGCAGAUCUACUGCGAUCCCGAGGGAACAAGUCCGACACCUUCGAACAACUCAAGUUCCAUUUCUCUGUCAACUGUCACAAAUUCAGUGAACAGUACCACCACUCAUGGACAUGGAAAUUCCCUUCACUCAGCCACAAGUCUUGUUUUCAUUCUCUCAGUUCCUCUUCUGUAUUUUUGCUGUUAAGAGACUCUGGCAUGGAAAUGGCUACCACUUCCCACCCAGUUUCCUGAACCAUCUGAGAUGGCUAGAUCUCCAACCCAGCAUGAAAAUAAAUCAGUCCAAAUUCUGCAUCAAACCAGCUUGGUUCCACUCUGUACUCAAAUUAGUACCACUCUGACCUAGAGAAGCACUCAGUAUUCUGACUUUCCAAAGCUGACCGGUGUGAAAAGACCAACUUCAACAAGGAGGAAAAAUUAUGAGCUCUUUGACCAUAAACUGGAAUUUGAAAAACAAGAUGGGAACAAAAAGAGACAAUAUUGGCAACCCCUCAUUUAAAGUUGAGAAGAAAUAAAUGUCUUAUUAUAAGGAUGGGUGAUAACACUCCACCAAGAUAAAAGGCUAGAGAGGUUUUUUUGGUUUUGUUUUGUUGUAUUGGCUUGGGUUUUGUUUGUUUGUUCUUUUUAAUAUUUAGAAUAUGGACUUAAAAUUUAUUUUUCAUUUAAGUAAUUAAAGCCAAUAGCUUAUGGAACCACUGGAAAACACAGAAAAGCUUGAGUGGUUCAAUUUCUUGCACAAUCUAUCUUGUUAUAACCUCUGGGUAGUAGGAUGGAUAUAAAAGAAACUAAAUAUCAAUGGAAAAUAUUUCUUCUUCUUUUAAUUGGUAUGAAAUUGUUACAAGGCUAAAAUAGAAUAUCAGAUUUUUGUAAGAUUCCUCUUAUUCAACUUUUGAAUCCUAAUUAAAAGGUUAGCCAGACAGGGCUAGAUUUGAUAUAGCUAAAACCCACCAGUUUUCAUAAGAGUUGGAUUACUUAUGGUGGGAAUUUGAAUUUGACAUGUUAUUUAAAUUGUUUGUUUAUUAAGCUAUAUGUGCCAGAAGAUGGAGGUGUGGAAACACUGGGAAAAGUACCAGGAGCUUUUUGCAAAUGAAGUUCAGACAAAACAAACCAGAAAAAAAACCAAACAAACAAACAAAAAAAAAAAAAGAAAAAAAGGGAUAAACAUCUCUUCUUUCUCUAUUUCCCCUCUUGAGUUAUUCAAGUUGUUUAAGUUCUUUCUCCUCUUGAAACUUUCCUUAAUUAUGAAGGAUUUAUGGAAUCAUUUGAGUAAUGUUCUAGUGCUGCUUGUUUUGCUUUUUGCUUUUUUGCUUUUUUUUCUGGGUUUUUUUUUUUUUUUUUUGGCACGAGAUGAAUGACUUACUGUUUUUGUUUUUGUGGGUUUUUUGAGUUUUAACUGUGAUAGUUUACUUUAAACAUGGGCUAAUAUUUGCAGCGGGGAGAAGAAAUGGGGAGAGGAGAAGAGAAACAAAACGCCAAAAAUAAGAAAUUCAAUAAUCAGGUGUUUGGAAUAUGAAGGCUGGAGUCUUAAUUUAAUCAAGUUUAAAAAUUACCUUUGUAAAUACUGUUUUUUUAAAUUUUUUUUUCUGAAUCAAAAUUGCUACAGUUGCAUAGAGUGUUCCUGUAUCAUUCCAACACUUUAGAUAAUAGUAUCUGGUACUUGAUCAAAGCAAGCUUUGUGGAAGAGGUUCAACUACCUUGGUGAUAAUACCUUGUCUGAAAAAAAUGUUGGUAUGGUCACAUGUUGAGUAUCCAUGAUCAUAUCACUGUAUAGAUAUUUAUCUCAGUAUAAGAUCAUGUCAAACAUGAGUGGCUCUCUACAUUUUUUUUUUUAAAUACACGUGUCUUUCAGUUACAUUACCACCAAUCCACAGCAUUCUAUAUUAAUAGCAAACUAACACAAAUUCAUGUCAGUGAGUGGACAUGGACAUUUCCUUAUGCUUAUUGUUUGUAUCCAGUAAAACGUUAAUGAUUGUACUUUUGUGUUUGUGUAAUUAUGCUUUGAUUUAUUGGCUACUGAUUUUCAUUGGAAAAAAGCUGUAAAUAAAACAGUGGACAGGCAACGCAUUCUAGAUGCACUUCCAGACACUUCUAAAAAAACUUGUAACUUGCCUGCAUAAAGUGAACAAACUGUUAAGCAAGAUGGUAUAUGUGAUUAAAAACUUCAAGGUCUA
Messenger RNA from Calypte anna (Anna's hummingbird), 2328 nucleotides. RefSeq names its product CD24 molecule (gene CD24). The transcript is spliced from 2 exons. NCBI's taxonomy places the organism in Eukaryota, Metazoa, Chordata, Aves, Apodiformes, Trochilidae. The coding region runs from base 96 to 344 and encodes 82 amino acids. The record is from RefSeq and is a predicted model, not a curated record. Gene Ontology annotation, biological process: cell adhesion.